AUGAACUCAAGCGAAUCAAAUAAGUCGUGUGUCGUCGCCUUCCCCUCGGCGUUUCCCGUGUUGUUAUUGAUGUCAAACAUUGCAGCUGUCGGUGGAGACGAGAAAAACACUAAUAAAUUUCAUUUUCGUGACAUCAUUGUUGAGAAAUUUGCAAACGAAUUUGCACAAGCAUUACACAAAUGUGUUCAAGGAUCGGCGCUGGGGGCCGCCGGUCGCGUAAGGCGACGACGGCUGUUGAAGGAAGGAGCCGCCGUCAUGCGGACGCACAGCCGAGCCGUAGCCGUCCGUCCGUCCGUCCGACCGACCGACCGCGCCAUGCCACGCCCCCCUUGGGACAAAAGAAUGUACGAGGACGAAGCAGCUUGA
Necator americanus (New World hookworm) is the source of this 366-nucleotide messenger RNA. RefSeq lists its product as uncharacterized. The coding region runs from base 1 to 366 and encodes 121 amino acids. The record is from RefSeq and is a predicted model, not a curated record. The transcript has a single exon. NCBI's taxonomy places the organism in Eukaryota, Metazoa, Nematoda, Chromadorea, Rhabditida, Ancylostomatidae.